Oxyura jamaicensis (ruddy duck) is the source of this 1684-nucleotide messenger RNA. RefSeq names its product cortexin domain containing 1 (gene CTXND1). The transcript is spliced from 3 exons. Bases 518 to 697 code for a protein of 59 amino acids. NCBI's taxonomy places the organism in Eukaryota, Metazoa, Chordata, Aves, Anseriformes, Anatidae. The record is from RefSeq and is a predicted model, not a curated record.
GAAGCAGUGGCUUUCGGCAGAACACCUUAUCUGCUCUUGAGAGCUGUGACUCUUCAUCUUUUCAUUAUGAAGACCCAGGGGAUUGCUUACUUAGCAUACACCAGAGGCAAUGGAUAGGGUGAGCAGUCACUGCAGCCAGAAAACCCCAGCACGGAGCAGAGGCAAUUACCCUCCGCACGCAGAGACCGUGGAGCUGAAUCGCGCUGAAUAGAGAACCCCUCCGGCUGGCAGAGCCAUGUGUGGCUGGGAAGAGCAGCCACUUUCACUCCGCUGAAAAGCAAUGCAAACACACCGGUGACAAGAACUGCUUCCAGGUCUGGAUGGAUGUGAACCUGAGUGGAGCCUGAAUGCAGCUAAAACCACGUUGACUAACAAAACUUUUAAAAUAUGACUACAGUAAGGAUUUUAACUCCACAAUGCUGCCAUGCCGGGAUGUGACAGGCUUUCUACCCAGGUCUGGAAGGUGGUCGAUGAUGCUGGCAGUAAAUAUAAACCCAGAUGAGGAGCGGCAAAAGCAAUGGAGGGACCAACCCCAGAGCCCGUGUACGUUGAUGUGGACAAGGGACUGACACUAGCAUGUUUCGUCUUCCUCUGCCUUUUCUUGAUUGUGAUGAUCAUUCGCUGUGCAAAAGUCAUCAUGGACCCCUACAGCGCCAUCCCUACGUCUACAUGGGAGGAGCAGCAUCUCGAUGACUGAAAGGACUUCGCUAGACAGAGCCAUAAAAUGCUGCAAUCUAGGCCUUCCCCUACCUGGAAGGCAAACACAAAGCCAUUUUCAGACAUGCAGGGCAACUGCAGUAUCUUUAAGAGCACGUAGAUCAGAUGAUUCUUGCUCAACAGAUCAGGAUAUUGGCAAGCCAUUCUGGCAGCACAGUUAAUACUAUGCAGCAACACACAUUUUAAUGAAAACAGUGAUCAUUGGAACUCAAGUAGCACAAGACUUUCCAGACUCUUCCUAAAGUAACUCCUGCUUGUAGCACAGUUUGCCCUCUCACUAUCUCCCACAAAUUCAGGGCUUUGUUCAGAAAACAGAAUUCGGAAAGGCAACAAAAAUAUUUUCUUCCCUCAAUGUUUGCUUCAAAUAACUUCGUGAGUCGUUAUAUUUGUGUUUUGAAAAAGGGGCAGGCUUUGCAGUUUUGUAACCCAGAGCACUGAGUAGAAGCACUAAAGCACCAUGGCUAAGGAGGGUGCUAUGAGGAGAUGCAUUCUCAAUUAACUUGGUUGUGCGCAUACACUCCCUACCACACUGCAGUCAUAUUUCCAGUGAUCAGAGUACAGAAGUACUCAAACUAUAGUUCCCAAUGGGGUCAUGGGAACUGACUCUGCAGCCUCACCUUGCUCUAUCCUACUCCUGGAAAACACUAGAUGUUUUGUUACCUGCCAUAGGUCUGUGGAUCACCCACAUGUACCAGACUACUUGCAAUGAGCUUGACAGACACCACAAGUUCACGGAACAGAACUUGGACACCACUGGCUUCAACUGCAUAGAGCUUGUCAUGAUUUUCAAAGAGAGAUUCCACAUGAAACUUCAUUGAUCUUUCAGGCACAAUUCAGUGGGAUCACACAAGGAGAUUAAAGACAAUAAGCAAAGACAGGACUCCUAGCUUUGUCAGAUUCUUUAGCAUAACAGAUACAGUAGCAUACAAUAAUAUGCAUUCUACCUCAAACAAGCUCAGCACCUUUA